GCCAUAUUUUUUUCCAUGGAUCCUGGUGCUGCUUACCAGGGGGUCAACCAAAUAGCCAGGGUCUUGGAGGUGGUGGUACAUACAAUGUUUUGUGAUAAUUAAAACGGUGCGAUUUAAAUAACCAACUAAACUGUUAACUACAGUUUUAAAUAAAUUGGGGCAGUUGUCUAGUUAUGUGGCUGCAUACGGAGAUAACCCAGGACUAUAAUGGCAUCAACCAAAGAUCCGGGUAAAGGAUCUUUUAAAAGUAAAAUAAUGUCUAAUCCAACGGAACAUUCCUAUAGCCCCAUGGACAUCGUAUCCGGGGGUGUAGCAGGAAGACUUCGGCAAUUGGAGAGCUUGUUUAUCAGUGGCCCAGUCCAAGGAGGAAAAAUAGGUCAUACAUUUUCUAUUGAAACUCUUAUUGAUGUUCUAUUGAUUCUAUAUGAUGAGUGUUGUAAUUCAUCAUUGAGACGCGAAAAAACAGUUUCUGAUUUUAUUGAAUUCGUAAAACCGGUAGCUGCGUGCAUUAAAAGUUUACAACUAUGCCGCGAAGAUUUCGAAAUAAUAAAAGUAAUAGGACGAGGUGCAUUUGGAGAAGUUUGUGUUGUUAAAAUGCGAGAAUCUGACAAAGUAUUUGCUAUGAAAAUACUUAAUAAAUGGGAGAUGCUGAAGCGAGCUGAGACUGCGUGCUUUAGAGAAGAGCGCGAUGUUCUGGUGUACGGCGAUCGUCGUUGGAUUACUAAUCUCCACUAUGCCUUUCAAGAUGACAAUAAUCUGUAUUUGGUGAUGGAUUAUUACUGCGGAGGUGAUUUGCUUACUUUACUCAGCAAAUUUGAGGAUAGGUUGCCCGAAGAUAUGGCACGAUUCUAUAUUGCUGAAAUGGUACUCGCUAUUGGAUCAAUACACGAUUUACGUUAUGUUCACCGUGACAUUAAACCGGAUAAUGUUCUAUUGGAUGCCAAUGGGCAUAUUCGUUUAGCUGAUUUUGGCUCGUGCCUUCGGUUGUUUGAAGAUGGUACUGUGCAAAGUAACGUUGCUGUUGGUACACCCGAUUAUAUAUCACCUGAAAUAUUGCGGGCAAUGGAAGACGGGCAAGGUAGAUAUGGACCAGAAUGUGACUGGUGGUCGUUGGGAGUAUGUAUGUACGAAAUGCUGUACGGCGAAACACCGUUUUAUGCUGAAUCUCUAGUCGAAACUUAUGGGAGAAUAAUGAACCAUAAGAAUUGUUUUGAUUUCCCAACAGACGACACCUAUGACGUUUCUGACGAGGCCAAGGAUCUUAUGAGAAAAUUAAUAUGUAGUUCUGAAUUCAGAUUAGGACAAAAUGGAAUCGAAGAUUUUAAGAAACACCCGUGGUUCAAUGGCGUCAAUUGGGACACACUUAGGGACAGCACUGCUCCCUACAUUCCUGAAGUUUCCUCACCAACUGACACGUCUAAUUUUGACGUCGAUGACAAUGAUGUUCGUAGUUCAGAUGCUGUGCCACCCUCUGCGAAUUCGGCAUUCUCGGGUCUACAUUUACCGUUCAUUGGAUUCAGUUUUACGCAGGGAAGCUGCAUGUCUGACUUGGGCUCGUUGACAGUCUUGCCCCCGCGAAAGGACAAAAGUAUUGAGGUACUUGAAGAAGAGAACAGUCGACUGCUGCAGUCAAUAGCUGAUUUGAAAAAUCAACUUGGAGCAGCGACCACAACUCCGCCCACUGUGUCUCCAGAUUCAAAUACUGCUACGAGAAAGCUACAAGAUGAAAUAAAUACUCUUACUAAGCGGAAUUGCGAGCUCGAGUCACAAUUAAAGUCACUGGAAACAAAUACUAGUGCUGGACAACGUGAGUUACGGGGUAAAGAUAAUAAUGGUGAUGUAAGUAAAAUAGUGGAGCUUGAAAAAUUAGUUCGUGUGUUGCGUGCUGAAAAAGAGGAGGCUACUAAAGAAAAAUUGGAUAUACAGGAGAAAUUAAAACUUCAGGAUAAAGAACUCAAGGAUGCAUUGACGCAGCGUAAACUUGCAAUGGCUGAGUACACUGAAGUUACUGAUAAAUUGUCAGAGUUAAGGCAGCAUAAACAAAAAUUAUCACGGCAAGUACGCGAUAAAGAGGAAGAACUGGAGGUCGUUAUGCAAAAAGUUGACAGUUUGCGGCAUGACAUCCGUAAGGCGGAAAAAUUAAGGCGCGAAUUGGAAAAUCGUGUUGAAGAAGCGAUGGCAGAAACGAGUAAAGAGCGUAAAUUAAGGGAAAGAAGUGAAGAGUAUUGCAAACAAAUGCAAGAAGAAACCGAAAAAAUACGUCAACGUUCUGUUGGUAAUGAUGUUAGUGCGAAUCAUGCUCUAGCAACUCAAGAAAUAAAUCGGCUUAAAUCAGAAGUCGAACAGCUUGAAAUACAAUACAAUGAAAAUUUGACGCAGCAGCAGAGUCGCUAUAACACUGAGAUACGAAGCCUUCAGGAACAACUGCAUGAGGCUGAGAGUAGACGUGAGUUACUUGAACGUGAAGUUCAAAUGACAAAAGAUAAAUUGGAUGCCGCGAGACUUGAAAAUAUUACAGACAGUGAGGACACAAUAAAUGAAUUAAGUAGACGUCAUGAGCGUGAAAAAAUAAUGCUCGCUGAAGAAAAUAAAAAAUUAAUACUUGAAUUGAAUUCAAUGACUGACAGUGUUAAUAGGAUUCAGGGUGAGAGGAGACAGUUGGAAGAAGAGUACGAGGAAUUGAGAAACAAGAAGGAAGCGAUUGCACAGUGGGAGGCACAGAUCACCGAAAUAAUUCAAUGGGUAUCCGAUGAAAAAGAUGCUAGAGGUUAUUUGCAGGCACUGGCGACCAAGAUGACCGAGGAACUCGAAUUUCUCAAGCAUUCAGGUGGCGUUGGCGGGGUCGGAAGUACUUCCACUAUGUCCGAUAAAAAUUGGAGGAACCGCAGAUCUCAAAAACUUGAUAAAAUGGAACUAUUGAAUCUACAGAGUUCACUUCAGAGUGAAAUACAAGCCAAGCAAGCUAUAUCUGAAGAGCUCACUAAAACACGCUCAGAUCUUAUUGCUGCGCAAAAGGAAUUGCGAGACUUUAGAGUACGAGUGGAUUCAAUGACGCACGAAGUAAAACGCAAAGAAAUGCAGAUCAAGGAGCUGCAAUCACGUGUUGAGACAAAUGAUGGUUCUGUUCUACUCUCCGCAACUACUGUAUCGUCAAGCAAAUUGUCUUCGUCAACUUCUUCCACUUGUACUUCUUCUUCUACUUCAAACAACAACAACAUCAACAACAACCACAUCAUUAGAACAAAACCCCAACGUAUCAUCGUACACCAGCCGUCAUCACCCUUACCAGUAAUACGUACUCCCCGCAUCACAACAUGUCGCUUAUUAACUAGAUUUGCUACGGUCAACUCAAUCAUCAAUCGCAAUGCUGUUGCCAUCGUAUCGUCGCCUGUCUUGGAACGCCCCACAUCCCAAAUGUCGUACCUGGAACACUUCCUCAAGGAAACAGCUGGCAGUACACGUCAUGGAAGUGUGGACAGUGUGGAGGGUGAUAUUGAAGAUAACAGGGCUCCUAGUCUUACGAGUAGCAAGAGUAAUCUUUCUGAAUUAAGUAUAGAUCCAACAUCACCGUUGUCUCAUGAAUUAUUAAAUAAAUCAUCGGCACACAGUCAAGCAGCCUUGCAACCAAAACCUAAAUCUCAUCAAUUUUUAGUACGGACAUUUUCAGCUCCGACAAAGUGUAAUCAUUGCACAUCGCUUAUGGUGGGAUUAACGAGACAGGGAGUAGUUUGUGAAGUAUGUGGUUUUGCUUGUCACAUGCCUUGUUGUGAUAAAGUACCAGCAAUGUGUCCUGUUCCACAUGAUAAAACCAAGAGACCUCUGGGAAUAGAUCCGACCCGUGGGAUCGGUACCGCUUACGAAGGCUACGUGAAAGUUCCAAAAAUGGGCGGUGUUAAAAAGGGUUGGAUACGUCAGUUCGUAGUUGUGUGUGAUUUUAAAUUAUUCCUGUAUGACAUAUCACCUGACAGGAAUGCCUUGCCGUCUGUUUAUGUGUCCCAAGUACUGGAUAUGCGAGACUCGGAGUUUGGCGUUAGCUCCGUUCGUGAGUCAGAUGUCAUUCACGCUACUAAAAAAGACAUUCCAUGCAUAUUUAGGAUUACAACGUCUUUGUUGGAACCACCGGGAUUACGAAAUCACACGCUGAUGCUUGCUGACACUGAGAGCGAGAAAACAAAGUGGGUCGUUGCAUUGGGUGAACUUCAUCGAAUUUUAAAGAAAAAUAAUCUUCCAAAUACAACGGUCUUCCGUGCAAAAGAAUUGUUGGACAAUACAUUGGCAGUUAUUAAAAACGUGAUGUCAGGAGCGAUUAUUGAUCCUGAUCGUCUAGUCAUUGGUACCGAGGAGGGCCUAUUCUGUUUAGAUUUAGAUCGUAGUGAGGUUGCUAAAGUUGGCGAGGGAAAGAAAAUAUAUUUACUCGAGUACAUUACCGAAGAGCAAUUAAUCGUGGUGCUUAGCGGUAAGCAACGUCACGUACGAUUAGUCCCAGUACGUGCGUUAGACGGUGAUGAAGUUGAAUGGAUUAAAGUUGCCGAGACCAAGGGAUGUAUUACUUUAACGACCGGUGUUGUAAGACGUAAUCCUCUUACCUAUUGUUUAUGUGUUGCUAUUAAGAAACAGAACGCCUCACAUGUUAUGAUUUACGAAGUAACGCGUACGAAAACUCGUCACAAACGAAUUCACGAAUUAAUGCUACCUUGUCAUGCACAAACGCUACAAGUACUUUCUGAAGGCCGUCUAUGCGUUGGUUAUCCUUCAGGAUUUUCAAUUUAUAGUAUUCUAGGAGACCAUCAUCCUAUUUCAUUGGUCCAUCCAGAGAAUACUUUGCUUGGGUUCUUAACUUACAGUGCAGUCGAUGCAAUGCGUUGUAUAGAACUACCACGUGGUGAAUUUUUACUAGUAUUUCAAACCCUAGCAGUUUAUGUUGACAGUCAGGGAAGAAAAAGUAGAGACCGGGAAAUAAUGUAUCCCGCAGUUCCUUCGGCAGUCAGUUAUUGCGAGGGAUAUUUAUUGAUAUACAGUGAAACUCACGUCGAUGUAUUUGACUGCACAACUGGGGAUUGGCUGCAAACGCUCAAUGUCAAACGAGCACGUCCGCUAAAUAAUUCGGGUUCUCUUACAACUUGCAUGAUCAACGAUAUGCCCUAUGUCAUUCACCUGAGUAAUUUACACCAAAGAGAAUUACUAAAUUUAACACCUGUAGACGGAAGUGGCAGACAGAUAACAAGGCCACGAAGAAGAUUUUCAUUGCGAGAAGGAAAUCGUGGCGCGCGUCCAACUGACAGACGUUCUAAAAUGAUAUCAGCACCAACGAACUUUAAUCACAUUAGUCAUAUGGGUCCUGGCAAUGGGAUACAAAUUCAACGACUGCUCGAUUUACCAACAACCCUUGAGACUGCUGAUCAACAACAGUACUCCAGUCAUCACAGCACUUCCCAUUUACAUCAAACUCCACAGCAACGGUUUUAUAGUCCCGUCCAACCCCCCAGCAAACCAGCUCCUCUGCCACCGAGACAUCCUCCUUCCGAUACUCGGCGACUCAGUUCACACAUGUCACGGAAUUCGGGAUAUUCUCCUCACAAUGGAUCAACAUCAUCGAGACGAGGUCCAGCACCUCCAAGACCAACAGCGACUCCACCAUCAUUACCACGUACACCCGUCGAUCAAACUGAAUCAGAAUCUUCACACAUGCGUUCUCAUACUCCAUUAUCUCUUGGCAGCAUCGCGUCUCUACAAGACAAAGAUCAUGCAACUGGUGGAAGUCCUCGUCAUUCAAUCGCAUCAAAUAACAGUUCAAAUCCUUCAACGCCGCCUAGUCCUGCUCACGAUCAUGGAUCGUCAUCAUACGAUUCAUAAAAAACGUCACCAUCAGCAUCAACAAAAAAUAAGUAACAAAAAAAAAAUAAUAAU
Messenger RNA from Microplitis mediator, 5907 nucleotides. RefSeq names its product serine/threonine-protein kinase Genghis Khan (gene gek). Gene Ontology annotation, biological process: actomyosin structure organization; peptidyl-threonine phosphorylation. Gene Ontology annotation, molecular function: protein serine/threonine kinase activity; ATP binding. Lineage: Eukaryota; Metazoa; Arthropoda; Insecta; Hymenoptera; Braconidae. The record is from RefSeq and is a predicted model, not a curated record. The transcript has 19 exons. Gene Ontology annotation, cellular component: cytoplasm; cytoskeleton. Bases 208 to 5853 code for a protein of 1881 amino acids.